CACGUAUUCAAAAUGGCGGCCGCGGCUAUGGAGACAUGGUGGGCCUUGCUGCUGUUGUCCUUGUUGCCUGUGGUCUGGCCCUUCUAUGUUCCCGGAGUCGCUCCCCGGGACUUCCAUGAGGGUGAUACAGUAGACAUUAAGGCAGUGAAGCUGACCAGCUCCCGUACCCAGCUUCCUUAUGAAUACUACUCCCUGCCUUACUGUAAGCCCGAAUCUGUUUUCUACAAGGGAGAGAACCUGGGUGAGGUGUUACGUGGCGACCGCAUUGUGAAUACCCGCUACAAUGUUGAGAUGAACAAGGACAAGAAAUGCGAGACGGUGUGUGACAAGAAAAAGCUCAGUGUAGAAGAAAGCAAGCUGGUUGCUGAGCGAAUCCAGGAGGAAUAUUACGUUCACCUUAUUGCAGACAACCUGCCAGUUGCCACCAGGUUAGAGUUUUACCCCAACAGAGAGGCAGGAGGGGAGGAGGAGCAGAAGAAGGACGUGGUGAAAGAUAUCCAGUUUGAACAUGGCUACAGACUGGGCUUUGUCGACAGCAACAAGUUUUAUCUGCACAACCAUCUGUCCUUCAUCCUGUACUUCCACAGGGAGAAGCUGGAGGAGGGGGACGUUCACAACUACAGGGUGGUGCGAUUUGAGGUCAUACCCCAGAGUGUUAAAGUAGAUGAUCUGAAGGCUGGGGAAAAAGGGACUUGCACGCUGCCUGAGGCUAGUGGCUCUGCCCCCCAGGAGAUUGAUCCGACCAAGGAGAACGAGGUCCUCUUCACCUACUCUGUCCACUGGGAGGUCAGUGACUGCUGCGUGGAUUCUCAGUCCAAAUAUGAGGUACGGACGUUACAGGAGCUGGCUCGUAUCUGCAUCCGCCACACCCUCAGAGUGACCACAGAUGGAGGAGACGGCCAAUCACGCGGCCGAGGGUCCUCAUUCAGCGUGGGCAGGGGCCUGGCAGUGGCUGGGCUCCACAAGUACGGCCCUCGCUUCAAACGCCGACGCGUCCACCGGCGCCACUGCAACGCUCUGGUCCUGGCCACCCGCCAGGUGGUGGCCAGCAGUGGCAUCGUCUCAGGUAUUCUGAGUAUGAUCAUUAUCAGGACCUUGAGAAAGGACAUUGCUAACUACAACAGAGAAGAUGACAUAGAGGACACCAUGGAGGAGUCAGGGUGGAAGAAUGUCCACGGUGACGUCUUCAGGCCGCCUCAGUAUCCCAUGAUCCUCAGCUCUCUGCUGGGCUCAGGGAUCCAGCUCUUUUGCAUGAUCCUCAUUGUCAUCUUUGUUGCCAUGUUGGGCAUGUUGUCUCCAUCCAGUAGAGGAGCUUUGAUGACCACCGCUUGCUUCCUCUUCAUGUUCAUGGGCGUGUUUGGUGGCUACUUUGCUGGCAGACUGUACCGCACACUGAAGGGCCAUCGGUGGAGGAAGGGAGCAUUUUGUACAGCAACUUUGUAUCCUGCUGUGGUUUUUGGAAUCUGCUUCAUUCUCAACUGUUUCAUCUGGGGAGAACACUCCUCUGGGGCAGUCCCCUUCACCACAAUGCUGGCCCUGCUGUGUAUGUGGUUCGGUAUCUCCAUGCCCUUGGUCUACCUGGGCUACUACUUUGGCUUCCGCAAACAGCCAUAUGAUAACCCAGUACGCACCAACCAGAUCCCUCGGCAGGUCCCAGAGCAGCGUUGGUACAUGAACAAGUUUGUCGGAAUCCUGAUGGCUGGAAUCCUGCCAUUCGGUGCUAUGUUCAUCGAGCUCUUCUUCAUUUUCAGCGCAAUCUGGGAGAAUCAGUUCUAUUACCUCUUUGGCUUCCUGUUUCUGGUCUUCAUCAUCUUGGUGGUCUCCUGCUCUCAGAUCAGCAUUGUUAUGGUUUAUUUCCAACUCUGUGCAGAGGACUACCGAUGGUGGUGGAGGACUUUCCUGGUGUCAGGGGGCUCAGCGUUCUACGUCCUCAUUUACGCAGUCUUCUACUUCGUCAACAAGCUGGACAUUGUGGAGUUCAUCCCCUCUCUCCUAUACUUCGGCUACACAGCGCUGAUGGUCCUGUCCUUCUGGCUGCUAACGGGCACGAUCGGCUUCUAUGCAGCGUACAUGUUCAUCAGGAAAAUCUAUGCUGCGGUCAAGAUCGACUGAGUCGUCACUGACGCUGCUGUUCUUGUUGGGGUUUUUUUGUUGUUUGUUUUUGUCACAUUCUGUUUUUUUAAUGUAUAUAUUUUUUAUUCUUUAUGUCCAACAAGCACUGACUUGUGUGUCGAGGGAAUGGAGAGGGGGUGUUUUUUGCGGCGCAACAGCCCCACCCACUGGCCUCAUGGGGGAAGAACAGCAAGGUGGCAGAGCUAAACCAGUUGUUUCUCUCUCCCCCUCUCUCCCCCCUCGCUUCUAUCCCGCCCCCCCACCACCCCCUCCUUAUUCCAGGACAGAGACCCAGAGGGAAUUCUCCUCUGAUGGGACAGUUAAUGUCCUCUGCUGUUUCACCUUGCACACAACACAGUGGGCCAAAGCUUGUCAAAUGAUGGUUUCUGCACGUCUUUUCAUUUGUGUUAGUCUAACUUAUGCAGGUUUUUAUUUUUGUCAUCGCAGGAUGUUUCUCUGACCUAAUUUCUUUCAAUCAUCUUCUGGGAAGCUACUUUCAUCUGAUUUCCUUACAUAAAUUCUGUCUUUCCAUUGUCUCCGUUUCCAAAUGUCACUUUGGUUUCAUUUGGGAGACUUUGGAGAUCAGGGAAGGAUUGGGGAGAACUGUGGUUAUGGUGUUAGCUUUGUUGUGUCCAACUGAUAUGGAUGGAAAUUAUGCUGGGAAGUUCUACAAUGUAACAGAAGAAAGGAUAAAUUAAAUGUCCUAUUAUUUUUUACUUCAGUUUCCAUGUCCUGGUGUGACCAUGUUAACCACAACUGUAAUCAAAAUAUUAGCUUCUCCUUCCAAAACAAUGGGUCUCUUAUUAAUGUCAAAAUAUUGGUCCAUUUGCUCUAAAUGAUACAGAACAGCUCUGAAUGGGACUAUGAACCCGAUGCCCUAAAGCAGCGGACUGUUCGGUGGAGCUGCUGAAGUUGGAGAAAAGGAAAAGCUACAUGCAACGCAGAAAUGACAAGGAGCAGCAACCUUUUGUAUUUGGAAGACUAAAAUACAAAUAUGUGUUUGUUGCUUUCCGGUAGAAACUUACAAAAAAGUACAGGUUUUUCUGCUCAUUAACCGCGCCGUCAGUGUAGCCUUAGCAGUGCUGGACGCCUGCUGAACUAUGCAGUAAUGGAAGGAAAGAGCAAAAAUGCUCAAGGACCAUUUUUGUUGAGAAAUGAUGCCUCAUCUCUUUCAUGAUACAUGUUUUGUGUGUAAUAUGAAAAAUGAUUUUUGAAAGCCAGCGAGAUCGCCUCUGUGUUUCUGUCAGCAGUGGCAGAGCAGUGAAAUGUAAUCAACAGUGAUGUUAUUAGAGCUGUACAGUCGAUGUUCUUGUGUAGACUGAUGCCCAUAUUCAUGGUUUGCGGCUUGUGUUUUUUCCUUUUUCAAAUCUGCAAAUCUGUGGUUGUUUCAUUUUUCCACUAUAAUCUUUAAGUUGCUUUUCGAACAUGGGUGGAACCUGAUUAAAACUUUUGCUUGACAAGCAACUCAACCUAAGGGCUUCCCACAGACAAAUAAUGUCUUUUACUGUAGCUAAAUUACACAAUAUAUAUCAAUCAAAUGACACCAUAGUCAUGACAUUAAAGGAAUAGUUUGACAGUGUGUGAAAUACACUUAGUUAGCUUAAAGCUACAGUAGGUAACUUGUAAAAAUAACUUUUUGUCAUAUUUACUAAAACUUAAACUGUAUCCUGACAGUAGUACAUGAGACAGAUAAUCUGAAAAAUGAAUGAAAACCAAUCAGAGCCAAGAAAAAUAGAAAGACACUUUAAGUUGGAGGCUUAAAGAUAGUAGAUUGUUGUUGAGUCUCAUUCUCAGUGUCUGUAUUUGAAUGCCUGGGAAUGAGACAAUUAACUAUCUUUGUCUGGUGCUGAUUGGUUAUUUUCAUUCAGGCCCGGUGGAUUGCCAUUAGGAGUACCUGAUUUUUUCAUAGAUUAUCUGUCUCAUGUACUACUGUUAAGAUACAGUGAAAGUUUCAGCAAAUAUAACAAAAGGUUAUUUUUAUAAAAACUAAAUACUGCAGCUUUAAUACAGAGACAGAAAAUAGCUAGCCUCGAGCUCUCCAAAGGUAACAACAUUUUUCCACUGUUGAGCUCACUUAACCAGCGGCUGGAGAUAGCUUCAUAUUUAGCAUACACUUUAGUCUACAAGGAAGCAAUUAAGCGUGCUAACCAAAAUGACAAACUAUUCCUUUAAAGA
Morone saxatilis (striped sea-bass) is the source of this 4287-nucleotide messenger RNA. RefSeq names its product transmembrane 9 superfamily protein member 4 (gene tm9sf4). The record is from RefSeq and is a predicted model, not a curated record. The transcript has 18 exons. Gene Ontology annotation, biological process: protein localization to membrane. Gene Ontology annotation, cellular component: membrane. The coding region runs from base 13 to 2112 and encodes 699 amino acids. Lineage: Eukaryota; Metazoa; Chordata; Actinopteri; Moronidae.